AUGAUGAAAAAAAAUCGUCGUUUUCCAUUUGAACGCAGUCAAGAAAAAGUUUCAUUGGAACAUCUUUCAACAACUGAACAAUUAUUAUAUCCAAUGGUUCGACAAUAUACAUCGAUUUGUCGGCAAAGUAAUCAUAGUGAAAAAGCUGAAUCGUUACAACAAGAUAUUAUUGAUCCAAAUGAAGAAAAAUAUCGACUCAAUCAAUUAGUUAAUUAUUUAAAACAAAAACAUGAUAAUCAUGUUGUAGAUACAAAUAACUUUACUGAUUUACUCGAUCAGAAUGUUCAACAUUGGAAACAAGUUAAAUAUGAAUGGCAAAAAUAUUAUCAGGAAAAAAAUAGAAAAGAACAGGAGCUGUUCGAUCAUUUAAUUAAAGCAUAUCGCAGAUAA
Rotaria socialis is the source of this 390-nucleotide messenger RNA. Lineage: Eukaryota; Metazoa; Rotifera; Eurotatoria; Philodinida; Philodinidae. The record is from the annotation of a GenBank genome assembly.